Messenger RNA from Fopius arisanus, 2401 nucleotides. RefSeq names its product protein lifeguard 1-like (gene Lfg). The coding region runs from base 209 to 1165 and encodes 318 amino acids. The transcript is spliced from 4 exons. Lineage: Eukaryota; Metazoa; Arthropoda; Insecta; Hymenoptera; Braconidae. The record is from RefSeq and is a predicted model, not a curated record.
CUAAAUAAUCUUCAGUUCCGCGACAUAAAUUUCCAGGGAAACCCGUGAAUUUUGUACAGUUGUACAUUAGCCCGACGUAAGAAAACAAAUAGUAAUUAAGUAAAAUCCGGGCUAUUCAGGUGUUCAUUCGCUGAAAUUUAUUCACAAGGAGUUGACAUUCCACGGAAUUUCUUGAAAGGGGUGAAAGAAAAAAGUAUAAAUCAGAAAGAUGUCCAACUGGCAGCAGCCACCAAAUCCAGGAUACCCAGGCCAACAAGGGUAUCCAUAUCCCCCUCAACCGGGCUAUCCACCACCAGGAGCUGAAUUUAAUCAGGGAUAUCCCACUGGAUACGGCGCCCCCCCAGCUCCUGGAUUUGUUCCUCCCGGAGGUUACGGUCAAGGUCCACCGCCACCACCGACAGCAGCUCCUUUCGGGGGGCCACCACCAGGCGCAGGAAUGUACGGCAGCAGUGCUUACGCCGAAGACCCAAUGCACGACGAGAUAAAGGGCUUCGAUUUUUCGGAGAAGAGCAUUAGAAAUGGAUUCAUCAGGAAAGUCUAUUCCAUCCUCAUGGUUCAAUUGUCGAUAACAGUUGCGAUGAUCGCAUGGUUCAUGUACCAUGCACCAACCAGACGUUACGUCCACAGCCAUACCUGGUUGUUCUGGGUUGCUUUCGUCGUAACGAUUGUCCUCAUAAUCUGCAUGGCAUGCUGCACCAACGUCAGACGCAAAGCACCUAUGAAUUUUGUAUUUUUAUUCAUAUUCACUAUUGCUGAGGCAAUUCUCCUGGCCACUGCCUCCUCCACCUACGAUGCUGAAGCUGUGCUGAUGGCAGCCGGAAUAACAGCAGCUAUUUGUCUAGCUCUGACUCUAUUCGCGUUCCAAACCAAAUACGACUUUACCGGGUGCCACACCGUCCUCUUCAUCGCAAUGGUCGUUCUCAUGCUCUUCGGCAUAAUCUUCAUAUUCAUCCCGGGAAAUAAAGUUGUUCAUCUUGUUUACGCGAGUCUAGGAGCACUUCUCUUCUCCUUCUACUUGAUCUACGACACCCAGAUGAUGCUUGGAGGCAAGCACAAGUACUCAGUGUCGCCUGAAGAGUACAUUUUUGCAGCUCUCAAUCUUUACCUCGAUGUUAUCAAUAUUUUCAUGUAUAUUCUCGCUAUUAUUGGCUCCUCACGCGACUAAAUGACACUCCAGAGAUUGAUUCACUGGGCAAUUUCAUCUUGCCCUCAAUUAUUCAUGCGUAUUCCUGAGGCUAUCGGCAGGAUGCAGUGCGUUUAUGACUUUAUGAAAAUCGAGGGCAAUUAACUCAUUUUUCAAUUGAGUUGGGAUAUUACUACUUACGAAAAGUAUUGAAUGGUUCGAGUAAGACUUGGUGUCGAUAAUUUUUUUUUCCUGUUUUAUUAAUCGAUGAUUCACUUCAAUGUGAUUAUUCUUGAGGACUUUUGAUUGGGAAUAAUCAAGACUCAGAAAAGGGAUUCAGUAGGGAAGUGGUAAAAUGUUAUGGAAUAAAGAAUUUUUUAAGUCGUAGCCGUUGAAUUAAACCAUUCGAGCAGCUAAAAUGGCCUUCAAUAUUCUGAUUAAUUAAAAUAAAUGAAUGUUUGUGUGAAUUUUUCAAUUUACUGAAUAAUUUUUUAGUAAAAUAUUGUAAAAUGGUAAAAAUGCCAGAUUUUCGUUCGAAAUUUCUUAUUUCUACGAUAAAUUAACGACUAAUAAUGGUCUUGAAGUUAUGCUUUACCACUUCGCUAUUUAAUGAUAAAAAAUUACGAAGAUGUACCCUCCAUUCUACGUUGAGUGGCUUUAUCUAGUCUGUAAGUCAAUAUAAAAAAUGUAAUUUAUUUUAUUUUCUAUAAAUACCCAACGCUGGAGACAGCUAGAUAGUUGUUCUACAAUAAUUUCAUAUUUAAAAAAAAAAAAUGAAGCAAUUCACCAGUUCUUUUUUUCGAUUAGUUCAAUUCACCACAUCGUAUGCAUUUCAGGUAUUCAUUGAAAAUUACUUGAAUUUUGCACUGCUACUUCUUCGUACUGCUGAAUUAUCGUCCCUCAUUAGCUUUAAUUAAUUUCAUAUUCGUAAUCGGAUAUAUUUUGUUUAAUUGUAUAAAAUAAGACAUAUUGUAGAACAUCGAAAGUAAAAAAUGUCUAAUGAUUAAAAAGAAAUCAAAAGUGAAUAUUGAAAAAUCAUGAAGAAGUAUGCAUUAUACGCUAUUUUUAAAAUAAUUAAAAAUGUCUUAUUGGCACUAUUGAGUAUUUUUUUUUUUUUUUAAUAAUUAUUUCAGCAAUCGGAAUUUCUCUUGAAAUCCAGAGUUUGAGAGGAUGGAGAAGCGGUGGGCAUAUUGUUUAUUGCGAAAUGACAAUUUGGAAUUAUUUUCAUUGUACCAUUAUAUUUAUCAAUUAAUCUUGGAAUAAAUAAAAAAAACAUUA